AUGGAGGACACAACUCGGCUGACCACUGUCACCGUUGGCUAUAAUGAAAAAGAGCUUGCCUUCAUACCAACUUUGGCGGAAAGGCUGGGCAUCCUCUCCAUGGUCAUCUAUGGGGUGGCCUUCGUGCUGGGCGUCACUGGGAAUGGGCUAGUCAUUUUCAUCACCGGCUUCCGUAUGGAGAAGACGGUCAACACCAUCUGGUUCCUGAACUUAGCCAUUGCUGACUUCACCUUCACCUUCUUCCUGCCACUGAGCAUUGUCUACCAGGCCCAGGGGUUUCACUGGCCCUUUGGGGAGGCCAUGUGCAAAUUCAACAGCACACUGGCUUUUGUCAACCUCUACGCCAGCGUCUACCUCCUCAUGGUCAUCAGCAUAGACCGCUGUAUUUCUGUGCUAUGCCCUGUGUGGGCUCAGAAUCACCGGAGGCCCCGCCCGGCUUCCUUUGUGGCUUUGGGGGUUUGGAUCGUGGCCGUGAUGUUCAGUUCGCCAUAUAUCCAUUUCAGAAAGACCGUGAAAAAUGGUGACGUGAUCAACUGCUACACCAAAUACAGCCGCAAUGAGGAGCAGGCAAAAGUCACCCACCAUGCUGUGGUUAUCAGCCGCUUCAUCUUAGCCUUCGUGAUCCCUUUUCUAGUCAUCAUUGCUUGCUACGGGGCCAUUGUUUUGAGGCUGAGGAGGGACCGCUUGGCCUCCUCCAGCAAGCCCUUCAAGGUCAUCACGGCGGUGAUCCUGGCCUUUUUCCUCUGCUGGUUCCCCUAUCAUGUUUUCUCGUUCUUGGAGAUUCAAGCUUACGAGGAUCACAGCCUGCGCCUGUCACUCACUAUCGGUCAUCCUCUGACAACCAGUCUGGCCUUCAUCAACAGCUGCCUCAACCCCAUCCUGUAUGUCUUCAUGGUGCACGAUUUCAAGAAAAAGCUCAAAAGCUCCAUCCUCUCUGUAUUUGAGAAUGCCUUUGCCGAGGACGUCAGCCAGAGUACGACUCAAACAAAGACCACAUCCUCAGUGGAGAUGGACUCCCAUGACUGAUGAACAAAGCUGCCCUUUGCUUCCAAAUGCCCUCGCCUUCCAAGCCAUUCAGUAUGGUGCUCGGAGACAACUCAUUCUCCGGGCACACACACACACCCCAUGCCCCCUGCGCUCAGGGUUGGGGCUUGGGGGCAUGACCCCACACUCAAGCCCUUACCCCACCCUCCAUGCUUCCUUGGGAGGGCGCAGACUCCAAGCCAGCCUACAGGGAGCCUGGGAGGGUGGGGUGCCACUGCUUCCCACCGUGCAGCUCCCCUCUGGCUCCCUGGAGGCUGGCUCCUCCUCUCCCCAAGACCCCGGGAGGGGAUGGGGCGCUGCAGAAGACAGCUCAGGUGCACACAUUUUUGUCACGUAAGUGGUGUCCAGCACCCCCUCCUCAUGGCUAAAAGGUGUGUUUCCGGGGACCUGGUUGUCUCCAUGUCCCUAGGGUGGUACUACCCUGCUUUGUACUGACUGUAGGGUUAUUGUGGUGGAAGGCUUCCUGGUGACCUUCUGCAUUGCCUGCCAAUGUUUUGAGUGGCAGCAGGAGAAAAAAU
Molecule: messenger RNA, 1562 nt
Organism: Sphaerodactylus townsendi
Lineage: Eukaryota; Metazoa; Chordata; Lepidosauria; Squamata; Sphaerodactylidae
Product: chemerin-like receptor 1
Exons: 1
Coding region: 1-1026 (341 amino acids)
Biological process (GO): phospholipase C-activating G protein-coupled receptor signaling pathway; complement receptor mediated signaling pathway; positive regulation of cytosolic calcium ion concentration
Cellular component (GO): plasma membrane
Molecular function (GO): N-formyl peptide receptor activity; complement receptor activity
Source: RefSeq, a predicted model, not a curated record